CAUCUGAUGCCCGUGCCCCGCGCUGCUGCAUAAUGCCGAGGGGAUUCCUAGUGAAGAGGAACAGGAAAGCAUGCGGCUCAUACAGGAUCCCUUGUGAGGACAGCGGCUCAGCCCAAGAUUUUGCCAUCAUCAACGUGCUGGCACCUUACAGCCCCAUGGUGCCCACAUGUUCAGAGGGGACUGAUCGUGAGAAGCAACCACCUGCUGAAGAUGCCCCCCAGCAAGUGCCCAGUGAUGCCCCCCCUUUGAAAGCUGGAGGAGGCUUGGAGAAUGCCUGGAUCAGCCUUCCAUACAGCCCUGUACAGCCUGUGGGGCUGGAGAUGAAGAAGACUUUUUUUAAGCGAUAUCUCAGCUCUCCGGCGACAGCAGAAUCCUUCCCUGUGAGCGCUGCCUUCUCCUCCAUGGAGAAACUCAUCUCCCAACACCACAACCCCUUCCUCACCCCCCAGGACACCAAGCUGCAUGCCAAGGAAGCGCCCAGGUCCACCAAGGUCCCGUCCAAGAAGCACAAAGCCAGCAGGAAGCUCCACUUCACCGAUGAGGUCACCACCUCCCCGGUGCUGGGCUUGAAGAUCAAGGCGGAGGAGCCCUCUGUCACUGCCCGCUGCCCCCUGGGCAAGCGCCCACCACUGGGGGAGUUCAUCUGCCAGCUGUGUAAGGAGCAGUACCCGGACCCCUUCGCUCUGGCUCAGCAUAAGUGCUCCAGGAUAGUGCGGGUGGAGUACAGGUGCCCGGAAUGUGAUAAGGUAUUCAGCUGUCCGGCCAACCUGGCAUCACAUAGAAGGUGGCACAAGCCAAGGGCCAUGGGGGGCGAAGUGGGGAAGAAAGUUCAGAUGCCGCUGGAGGGGAAAGAGAACAGCAACGGGAGAGGAGCUGCGAUCAGCCUGAUUCAGCACCAGCAGAGUGUGGACAGCUCCAGGGGUCAGCAACACCAGAGUGUGGACAGCUCCAGGGGUCAGAAUCACCAGAGUAUGGACAGCUCCAGGGGUCAGCACCACCAGAGUAUGGACAGUUCCAGGGUUCAGCACCACCAGAGUAUGGACAGCUCCAGGGUUCAGCACCACCAGAGUAUGGACAGCUCCAGGGUUCAGCACCACCAGAGUAUGGACAGCUCCAGGGUUCAGCACCACCAGAGUGUGGACAGCUCCAGGGGUCAGAAUCACCAGAGUGUGGACAGCUCCAGGGGUCAGAAUCACCAGAGUAUGGACAGCUCCAAGGUUCAGCACCACCAGAAUGUGGACAGCUCCAGGGUUCAGCACCACCAAAGUAUGGACAGUUCCAGGGUUCAGCACCACCAGAAUAUGGACAGCUCCAGGGUUCAGAAUCACCAGAGUAUGGACAGCUCCAGGGGUCAGAACCACCAGAGUAUGGACAGCUCCAGAGGUCACAACCACCAGAAUGUGGACAGCUCCCUAACCACUACGCUCCUGCGCACCCCGAGCCGGGAGGACAGCCACCCUCCGGGCUCACAGCCCACACCUGAGGAAAGCAACGAGGAGGAGGCUUUUCACUGCCCUUACUGUCACAAGAGAUUCCGGAGACAUGCCUACCUCCGCAAACACCUUAUCACCCACCAGCCCUACAGCCCCAUAGACAGGGGGCAGCUCACCUACCCCUGUGCCCUUUGUGGGGUUCACUUCCCUUCCAUGGACAUCAGAGACAAGCACAGGUUAUGGCAUGCGGUGAGAGAAGAGCUGCUGCUUCCCCUAGAAGAAGCUCUGGUGGCUGAAGGUGGUCAGCAGAUCUUCCCCUGUGAACUUUGCCCCACUGCCUUCUUCAGCUCCCCUGGACUGACCCUACACAUAAGCAAGUGUCAUUCUGCAGAGAGCAGGCAGGACCGGUCAGCACCAAUCCCACUGGGACCUGGCUGCUGAGAGGUCCUCUGAAAGUGUAUGUAUGGCCAAAAGUUUUUUUUUUUCAAAGCCGAACUCCCAAAAAGUCCUUCCUUGCAGUGGGACUGCCCUCACAAUGCAAGGGGUUAACUGCACCUUUAUGUCUAGGGGACCAGGUAAAGCACUUACCUGAUCUUCUGCUCCUGUAGGCUCCAGAAGCCUCCUUUCUGAACUUCGGCAGUCUAAGAUCCUCCAUCAAGAUUGAUACAGGGAUCAUAGCCCUGCCCCAGGUGCGAAUAUGUCAGGGUAUAGUCCACAUUGUUUAGGGGGGGGGGGGGUUCAUGGACAGCGGAUAAGGUAAGUAAAAGUGUUAUUAGUUUCCCAUACAUGAGAAAGUGACCUCUGCAGUUCAGGCGCAGCUCCAAUGCAAGGGGGAUCUUUACUUUACCCAGCCCAGUUGGGCAUUACGUUUCAGAUACAGAAGGUAACAUCCCUUUUUUUUUUUUGCGAUAUAUAAAAAGUAAAAAUCUCCCCAGCAUGAGGUACACAGGCAGCAAAAAAAACAACCUGACAAGGGUUCCAAUCCUUACUCAAUUUAUCCAAAAGUUUUGGCUGUACAUAUACACUAUUGCAUUUAUUUUAUGUACAAAUAUGCUAAGAACAUCAACAAAUCUGUAAGUAGGAGCCGUCAUAUAAAUACAAGACCUGAUGUAGUAUGUUAUUUCUUUGAAUUAAUUGUUUGCAGCCAUGUUUUCAUCUUUAUUAGGCUGACAAAAGGCUGCCUGUAGCGGAUUUAAAUGGGGCAGGAAGCUAACAGAGGAAAGGGGUAUACCUUCCACGAGAGUCACAAAUGAAAGGGCAUUUAGGACCCGAAACGAUGCUGUAUGUGUUCAUAAAAAUGUUACUUGUUUAUUAUUUUUUAAUAUUUUUUUUGUAAUUUGGGUUUUUGUGUUUACUGGUCUUGUAAAGAUUACGUAACCUAAGAACACACCUGCCUAAAGGACAUUCAUUCUUUUGAAACAUUCCUGUUCAGCCAGUUUGCUUUAGCCUUUCAUUUUUGACAACCUGUCGCUUUUCCAAAACAUUUUUGUCUAAUUUUAAUAUUUCACACUCUGGACAUUCUAAAGAUUAUGUGAAAGUCCCUUUUUCUUUGGAUUAAAGUAUUAUUAUCCAAAGUCCCAAUGUGUAUGUUACUGAGUUAACAGUUUGCCAAAACUUUUCUACCUUACUUCAAAGGAAAUAAACCAAAGUUUCUGUAUGCAGUUUGUGUUUCUUUGUGACAAAGUUUAGUAGUUUCAUAAUUUUGUAAUGUUUUCAAUGAGAAAAGCUUUAAGAGUUGUUAAACAUGGUAGAGCGGACUUUGUCAAUCUAGGUACUCCGAUUUACAAUACAAAAUAUUUAUGUACCAUCUUGCCAUGAUGAAGUAUCCUAGAAGUAGAUGUAUAUGUUUACAAAAUAAAUACUUUUCAUAAAAAAAAUUCCAUUACAUGGCAAUAAAAGCCUUUGUAAUUUUA
Rana temporaria (common frog) is the source of this 3346-nucleotide messenger RNA. RefSeq names its product INSM transcriptional repressor 2 (gene INSM2). The transcript has a single exon. NCBI's taxonomy places the organism in Eukaryota, Metazoa, Chordata, Amphibia, Anura, Ranidae. Gene Ontology annotation, cellular component: transcription repressor complex; nucleus. The coding region runs from base 33 to 1874 and encodes 613 amino acids. The record is from RefSeq and is a predicted model, not a curated record. Gene Ontology annotation, biological process: regulation of cell cycle process; negative regulation of transcription by RNA polymerase II; neuron differentiation. Gene Ontology annotation, molecular function: DNA-binding transcription repressor activity, RNA polymerase II-specific; RNA polymerase II cis-regulatory region sequence-specific DNA binding.